Molecule: messenger RNA, 534 nt
Organism: Arachis ipaensis
Lineage: Eukaryota; Viridiplantae; Streptophyta; Magnoliopsida; Fabales; Fabaceae
Source: RefSeq, a predicted model, not a curated record
AUGCAAGAGGCAUCUCCGUUCUCUUCACUUGAGCACGCAAUUUCAUUCGCUCGAGAUUUAUGGUUCAACAAUUCGCCUAUUAGAUCAUGGUUGGAUGCAUUCUCCGCACACAGGCACAUAGGUACAUCUAUUAGUAGGGCACCUACUGAACUAAUUUCGGAUUUGUGUCAAUUUGGAGCGAAGUACCGGAAGAAAUUUGGCUUCGAAUUCUUUACAACUACAGAUCUUAAACAUUCCCAUAAAAUACUGGAGGAGGUCAAGGCUCUAUGCGAGAAUAAUAUCUUGGUUGAACUAGAUUUUGCGGCCCGAGAGGAAUUCUAUUUCAUAGAAAGAGGACUCACGAAACUCUGGGAACGAUUAUCCCAAGAGGAGCUUCAAGAGGAAACAGAAGAUUUAGGGGAGGUAGUUCCAGACUCACUGGAAGAAGAACUCGUGCCCAGCAACAGUUCCGACGAGGUUGUUUGGAUCGGUGACAAGGCUACCAUGAGAAAUUAUGACCUCAAUAAAACACCAGACGAGAACCAGAUAGAAUGA